AUGGAUCUGGAACGAUUGAGAAGGAGAAUGGAGCGACUGCGGGCACACCACAACAAAUAUCAAGCGUCUGCAUUAAAGGCAGUGGGAGAAGAGAAGUCAGCAAAGGUGAAAGUCCUCCAUCCACCUCGCCCUCACAGAGACAAAGAGGAGGAGGAAGAGCAGAGAGAAAAGGAGAGUCAGAUGAAGGAUCCCUUACAGGUGCUGAUGUUGGUCUGUUGCACUGAUGGAGUGAGUCCGACCAAACAGCCCUCACCUCAGAUCAAGAGGAAGAGGAGAGCGGUGUAUGACUUCUCCCCUCAGAUAUCAUCAGACCACUGCAGUGACGACCAGGCUUCAGAGGUUGAAGAUCAAACUCACGAAGUGAGCAUGACCAAACCCUCACCUCAGAUCAAGAAGAAGAGAGUGGCCAAGGGGAAAGCAAACGUUGUGAAGACCACCACGAUAACCAAACGCCCGUGGAGUGAUGAGGAGAGAAGGGCGGUCAGUAAGCAUCUGAGUAGCUUCAUUGCGCAACGCAGAGUUCCAGGUAAAGCCGCCUGCAUGAAGUGUCUUACUGAAGAAACCGCUCUCAGGGAGAGAACGUGGACGGACAUAACACAUUAUAUUGCGGCCCUCUUUGGCAUUUCUCAGGCAGCUUCUUGGUGAUUUAUCAGAAAAAUGCUUAGUGAUUCAAUAAAAUUGAAUGUGUUUGUAAAGAUUAUUUGAGUAUUUAUUCUGGUGCUGGUGUUUAGUUCAAUAAUGACUGAGAGCUGUCCACAUUAACAUUAACAAACACCAUAUAAUCCAUAUAAUGUAUCAAUAUUAUACUUCAUAUAAUUCCGCCUGGAAUGAACUCAAUGGCGCCCCCAUCAGGAAUGAACUCAACAGAAAAUGUCCUCGCUCCGCAGGUUAAAAACUUUUUCCUUUUAUUAGUGUUUUUAAAGAAUCUGAGGUGAUAACCCUAAUCCUGGAGACACCUAGUGCUGAAAUACAGUCAACAUCUACUUGUAGCUGUGUCAGAAAGGGUGGUCCUCAGUUUAUAGGUUAAUUUACCCGGUCCUCACUACCACUGUCAUACAAGAAUGUGUGUGUGUGUGUGUGUGUGUGUGUGUGUGUGUGUGUGUGUGUGUGUGUGUGUGUGUGUGUGUGUGUGUGUGUGUGUGUGUG
This is a messenger RNA of Danio aesculapii, 1146 nucleotides long. RefSeq lists its product as uncharacterized. The transcript is spliced from 6 exons. NCBI's taxonomy places the organism in Eukaryota, Metazoa, Chordata, Actinopteri, Cypriniformes, Danionidae. The coding region runs from base 1 to 645 and encodes 214 amino acids. The record is from RefSeq and is a predicted model, not a curated record.